Betta splendens (Siamese fighting fish) is the source of this 4491-nucleotide messenger RNA. RefSeq names its product potassium/sodium hyperpolarization-activated cyclic nucleotide-gated channel 1 (gene hcn1). Gene Ontology annotation, biological process: potassium ion transport; transmembrane transport. The record is from RefSeq and is a predicted model, not a curated record. The coding region runs from base 269 to 3106 and encodes 945 amino acids. NCBI's taxonomy places the organism in Eukaryota, Metazoa, Chordata, Actinopteri, Anabantiformes, Osphronemidae. The transcript has 8 exons. Gene Ontology annotation, cellular component: membrane. Gene Ontology annotation, molecular function: voltage-gated potassium channel activity.
GCGAAGCGAGACGCGGCUGAGCAGUCGGACGGCAGCAGCCGGGGCCGUCGGUAGAUGGCGGUAACCCAAGAAACCUGAUCCGCCGGGUUCUCGGGCGCUCGGUCUCAGUUUGCAGCACUCGCGUUGAAGGCAGAGGAGCCGAGCACAGUUUGAAGGACAUCAAAAGAGACGCCGGAGCGCUCGCAUCGGGUCCCCUCCUCCGAGUUCCGCGCGCAGCCCUCCGGAACGCGUCGUCGCAGACGAAAAAACCGGGAAUUCCGCCGACACCAUGGAAGACAAAUCCAAUUCGUUCUCCAGCAACAAGGAGGAGAAGACGGAUGGGAAUAAUGUUUUUCAGAGACAGGACUCGAUACAGAAAAAUAACACGGGGAGCCAGAACAUGAAGGACCAUGGCAACUCGGUGGGCUUCAAGGGGGAGCGGGAGGAGGCCAUGGUGGGCUUUGACGAUCUGGAGGGGGCGUCCAGGCAAUAUGGUUUUAUGCAGAGGCAAUUUGGGGCCAUGAUGCAGCCCGGAGUCAAUAAGUUCUCCUUGCGUAUGUUCGGCAGUCAGAAAGCCGUGGAGAAAGAACAGGAGAGGGUUCAAACGGCCGGAUACUGGAUCAUUCAUCCAUAUAGCGAUUUUAGGUUCUACUGGGACUUGAUAAUGCUCAUCAUGAUGAUGGGGAAUCUAAUCAUCAUUCCUGUGGGAAUAACCUUCUUCUCAGAGCAGACUACCACCACCUGGCUGGUCUUCAAUGUGGCCUCGGACACCAUCUUCCUGGUGGACCUGGUCAUGAACUUCAGGACGGGGAUCGUCAACGAGGAGAGCUCGGAAAUCAUCCUCGAUCCCAAAGUCAUCAAGAUGAAUUACCUGAAGAGCUGGUUCGUCGUGGACUUCCUCUCGUCCAUUCCGGUGGAUUAUAUCUUUUUAAUAGUGGAGAAAGGCUUUGACUCGGAAGUUUAUAAAACAGCCCGCGCCCUGCGAAUCGUCCGCUUCACUAAGAUCCUCAGUCUCCUGCGUCUGCUGAGACUGUCACGACUCAUCAGAUACAUUCAUCAGUGGGAGGAGAUCUUCCAUAUGACCUAUGACCUGGCUAGUGCGGUGGUAAGAAUAUUUAAUUUGAUAGGGAUGAUGCUGCUACUGUGUCACUGGGAUGGCUGUCUCCAGUAUCUGGUGCCUCUCCUCCAAGACUUCCCCCCUGACUGCUGGGUGUCCCUAAACGGUAUGGUUAACGUCUCCUGGGGUAAGCAGUAUUCUUAUGCCCUCUUCAAAGCCAUGAGCCACAUGCUGUGCAUCGGGUACGGCGCCCGGGCGCCCGUCAGCAUGUCUGACCUGUGGAUCACCAUGCUGAGUAUGAUUGUAGGCGCCACGUGCUACGCCAUGUUUGUGGGCCACGCCACGGCUCUGAUCCAGUCACUGGACUCUUCACGCAGGCAAUACCAAGAGAAGUAUAAGCAAGUGGAGCAAUACAUGUCCUUCCACAAGCUUCCAGCAGACAUGCGACAGAAGAUCCACGACUACUACGAGCAUCGCUACCAGGGGAAGAUAUUUGACGAGGACAACAUCCUGAGUGAACUCAACGACCCGCUCAAAGAGGAAAUUGUCAACUUCAAUUGCCGGAAACUUGUGGCCACGAUGCCGCUGUUCGCGAACGCAGACCCCAACUUUGUGACGGGGAUGCUGAGCAAGUUGAAGUUCGAGGUGUUUCAGCCCAACGACUACAUCAUCCGGGAAGGAACCGUCGGGAAGAAGAUGUACUUCAUCCAGCACGGCGUGGCCAGCGUCAUCACCAAGUUCAACAAGGAGAUGAAGCUGACGGACGGAUCCUACUUUGGAGAGAUCUGCCUGCUCACCAAGGGGCGGCGGACGGCCAGCGUGCGCGCCGACACCUACUGCCGCCUCUUCUCGCUGUCCGUCGACCACUUCAACGAGGUCCUGGAGGAGUACCCCAUGAUGCGGCGCGCGUUCGAAACCGUCGCCAUCGACCGACUGGACCGCAUCGGGAAGAAGAACUCCUUGCUGCUGCAGAAGUUCCAGAAGGAUCUGAACGCCGGCGUUUUCAACACACAGGAGAACGAGUUAUUGAAGCAGAUUAUUCGCCAGGACCGGGAGAUGGUGAUGAUGGUGGACCGCAAGCAGUCGGUCACCGGGAUGAACUCAACGCCAAUGUCAGGAAACUCGAUCAUUAACUCGCCAGCCCAGCCGCCCUUCGCCACUGCCUUUGGCACCAAUCAGCUCCAGCAGUCCUCUGUACCCAUGACCUACAGUGCUUCAGCCAUCGCCAACGCGUCCGCUGCCCGCAUGAUGCCAGCUGCUGCAGCUGCUGCCGUUGCGGCGGCGCAGGGGGUGUACCCCGCUCCCAGCGUUUCACACGGCAACCUCAAUUCCUCCACCAACCCGCAGCAGCAGGGCGCGAUGAUGUCGCCCUGCUCCUUCACAGCUGCCAUGUGUAGCCCACCCAUACAGACCCCGCUGGCCAGCCGGAGCUUCCAGUACGGCUCGCCCACGGCCUCCCAGCUGUCGCUCAUACAGCAGCCCAUUGGCCAAGCGUCUCUGUCCACGCAGCAGCAGACCGCUCAGCAGCCUGCCGCGUCGUCAGCUGGAGCUGCUCCAGCGCAGCCGCAGUCGCAGCAGUCGCAGCAGCAGUCGCAGCAGCAGUCGUCGCCUCAGCAGCAGGUCCCUUCACCUCAAAGGGCAGACAUCCAUAAGAGCACACAAGCUCUUCAGUCAGGCAGUCUGAGUCGAGACGUCCGACACUUAUCGGCCUCCCAACCAUCACUGCCACAUGACACAUCUCUGGGGCCCAGAGCACACCCAGCCUCAGGAGACUCUCUGGCCUCCAUUGCGCCACCGACAACGAUCCAGGGAAUGAAUCUGCAGAGCGGCAUCCGCACCACAGUGCCCCAGCGGGUUAAUUUAUUCCGCCAGAUGUCGUCAGGAGCAUUGCCCCCGGUGCGCACAGCCACAGCCGCCGCCGCUGCUGCUGCUGCCGCGGCGGCGGCGUCGCCAUCGCCAUCAUCAUCGUCGUCAACCCAGCACAGGGAAUCCCCCGGAUCUAGGAGAGAUUCUGUCCUGAGUAGUACAGAGACUGAGCAAGACAAAAUGCGCUUUGCAUCAAAUUUAUGAUCCCAUUUUAACCCUUUUGAUUUUUUACAUUUAACAAUGUUAGAAUUCAUUUUUUAAAAUGAUAUAAAACAAAAAAAAGAUAAAAAGGAGGAACUUCAGCGUUUUUUGGUUCUCUCAGAUUUCUUCUAAUAUAACCUCAUAGCUAUCCUGUACAUACAGUCCCUUGUAUUAUAUUUUAGACACAUUGUCUCCCUAAACUUAAGAAUGUAUAUUAUAUAGAUAUGUCUUUUCUUUUAUGCCAUAUGGAUGGAUUUCUGAUGGUGCGCGUGUGCAUGUGACUUUGUAAGUGAGCGUGUGCGCGUUUCAAAUCCAACUACAAUAUUUGGCAGUGGCAAUUUAAAAAGCUGUAGUAUAAACAUGAGUCUUCCUUACUGAGAGAUAGAGACAAAUAUAUACAAUGAUUCUGACAAUGACUACUUUGUUUUGUACCACGGGGGAAGGGGGGGGGGGGAGAGGAAAACGAUCCCCUUCACCUGUUAAGCAGCUUUAGGCAUCACUGUGGAGUAAUAAAUGCAAGCUCUCUAAUAACCUUAAAAAGCACACACCGAUCUCACACAAAUGUCCUGAACACUCAUUCAGAAAUCGACACGAAUACUGCUAAGUGUUAUGUUGCUCCGAGCAACGGGAACCAGUCUGCAGAGCCACUCGAUCCCCACAGUGGCACACGUACAAACCAUGACAGUGUUAUGGGUCCAAAGGGAAUAGAUAAUAGAAAUGCUGCUUUCUGUUUAUUUUCAAGGACAGUGGCGUGUGGAAAAAGACACGGAUGGAUGCUGUUGUUUUCUACUUCUAAUUUCAGAUGGCUGAGAUGUUAUGUAAUGUUGCUUAAAAAUUCUGUGUAUAUUUAUAAUAUUUAUAAACUAAAGAUUAUCACCAUUAUGCAAUAGACUGUGACAUAAAGAUUACCUAUAUGUGUGCUGUAAAUAGUUUUGUAGAGCUAGUAUUUACAGAUACUGUGUGGUGCAUUCUCUAUCAUAACAAUGUCUUACUUCUAUCAGGAACCUAGAUAUCAUCUAUACGACAGAGGUUAAGUGACAAAAAAACAUGUUUCAUAAGAGAUAAACAAACCUUAAUGCAAUAGCUAGCACUACUCGAUGCUGAGAAACGCCUGAUUGGACGACAUUUAACAAACCCUCUCUGUAUAGAUCUCCUUGAAUGUUGCACGUCCGGUGAACAUUCACAAUAUUUAUCGACACACAGCCUGGUUUCUAAGACAUCCUGGUUUCUAAGACAAAAGUGUGUAUUUUCUAUCGCCUCAUUUCCCAGAACAGCUGAGGAUUUUAAGAAAGAUUCUUUGGCUUGUGUGAGAAGUUUACUUUUUUUUAAAAAAAUGACCAAAAAUGAGGCUCACGUUUUUCUACCUAAUUAUUGCACCGUUUUUUUUU